AUGCCAACGGAAAAUUUUGGUGCCUUAAACGUUAUUGCAAAUAGGUUUAUUCAAGAAGAAUUAGCAUACGAUUGUGGCGAACAGGAGAAAGAGAAUCAGGAAUUGGUAAGGCAGUUAACAGAAGAACAAAAGGUCAUAUACAAUGAAGUGUUAAUUGACAUUGAUCGCCAGGAAGGGGGGUUAUUCUUCGUUUAUGGUUAUGGAGGGACCGGUAAGACUUUCUUGUGGCGAGCACUUUCUUCCGCAUUAAGGUCUAAGAGUGAAAUAGUGUUAAAUGUUGCCUCUAGCGGCAUAGUUUCGCUUUUAUUACCUGGUGGGAGGACUGCACAUUCUCGGUUUGCUAUACCAAUAGCUGUUAAUGAAGAUUCCACAUGCAACAUACGUCACGGCAGUGAACUGGCAGAGCUACUUGUGCAAACCAAGUUGAUAAUAUGGGAUGAAGCCCCAAUGAUGCAUAAAUUCUGUUUUGAAGCCCUAGACCGAACUAUGCGGGAUCUGUUGCGCUUCAUAAAUCCAAGGAGUUCUGAUAUGACAUUUGGUGGUAAAACAGUUGUUUUUGGGGGCGAUUUCAGGCAAAUUUUACCAGUCAUUCCAAAGGGUACUAGACCGGAUAUAGUUCGAGCGAGCAUUAGCUCAUCUUAUCUCUGGAAAUCCUGUAAAGUCUUAAGGCUUACUAAGAAUCUAGGUUUGAGAAGUGUUCAAUAA
Molecule: messenger RNA, 705 nt
Organism: Ipomoea nil (Japanese morning glory)
Lineage: Eukaryota; Viridiplantae; Streptophyta; Magnoliopsida; Solanales; Convolvulaceae
Product: ATP-dependent DNA helicase PIF4-like
Exons: 1
Coding region: 1-705 (234 amino acids)
Biological process (GO): DNA repair; telomere maintenance
Molecular function (GO): DNA helicase activity
Source: RefSeq, a predicted model, not a curated record